This is a messenger RNA of Tigriopus californicus, 1098 nucleotides long. Its product is annotated as neuronal calcium sensor 2-like. Lineage: Eukaryota; Metazoa; Arthropoda; Copepoda; Harpacticoida; Harpacticidae. The record is from RefSeq and is a predicted model, not a curated record. Bases 530 to 1078 code for a protein of 182 amino acids. Gene Ontology annotation, molecular function: calcium ion binding. The transcript has 5 exons.
AAGCUGCUCACUCACUCCCCUACUCGUCAUUGAGUGAGCGAGUGUAGGAGGGUGAAGAAGGCACAGCCACCGCCCCAAAAGCAUGUCUCUCUGAAAUGAGCUAUUUUCAGAGUGGAUUGAGGAAGUGUGGCGACGAACGACUCGCCAGAACAAAUAAUCAAAGUGCUCAAGGACGUGGAUUGAUCCACAUUUGAUCCAUGGCCAGUGUGGAAGGAACCGCUGAAAUCCAAAACAAUCACUCCCGUUUGGAACAAGGCGUGGUCACUCUUCGCUGUCAAGUACAUAGAGGAGCAAGUCACGCUAAUAAGUAGAUCUUUUUCGGGCCCCCGUUUGCUAAGAUCAACCUUGACGGGAAGCGGGAUAAACACCUCGUGUAUCAAUUACAUACGGUACUUGUGAAUUGUUGCCUUCUUGUUCUCCAUAUCCUUGUUCAGGCACAAGGGUUCGCGGGUUGAACAGGUUUUGGUGACGCAAAAGACUUGGAAUCACUCUUCGCAUCAUUGGAGGACUUGACAUUGGAACGUUUAAAAUGGGGUGUGGUCCUUCCAAAAAGGAGUUGUCCGGCGUGGCCGAGAUCACUGGUAUGAGCAAAAAGGAGCUUCAGGAUUCUUACAAGGCCUUUAAGAAAGAAGCAGGUGGAUCAAAGGUCAAGUUGGACAAGUUCACCAAAUUGGUGGCCACAAUGAACACGAACAAAGGUGGAAAUGUCACUGAGUACGCCAAACACAUGUUCCGGGUCCUGGACACGGACAAGGACGACAUGGUCAAUUUCAGAGAGGUCAUGAUUGGCUUCCACAAUUUGUCAACAGCCGGAGAUGAGAAGGAGAAACUCAGAAUGGUUUUUGAGAUGUACGACGUUGAUGGUACCAAAACAAUCAGUCCGGAAAAUAUGAAAAUCAUAACCCGUUCUCAGUACCAAUUGGAAGGCAAGCCCAUGAACGAGGCCGAGAUCGAGGCCAAAGUGAAGCAAUGCUUCGGCCUCUGUGACUUGAACACAGACGGUCAAAUCACCGAGGAGGAAUUCUAUAAAUCUGGAAAAAGUAUUGCUGAAAUGUUUGAACUUGAGGGUGAUGAAUAAAUGAAUUAUAUUAAAAUGUG